AUGGCUCUGUGGUUUCUGUUCUCAUUCCUGACCGUGACUUUCGGCGAAGUUUCGGCGGAGCGCUUUGAUGAGUACGUCAAAGAUGCGCAGAGGGAGGAAGUGUUUACGCAGACGGGCAACGACCGGUUGCGGGCCGCUGUCAAAGAGGUCGAGGAGCAAAACGAGGACAAAGUUGUGCUGUACCAUGUGUUGCCGCUGAACGGCUACCUGAUGGCUUGGCUGGUGCAUGGCAUCACGUCCAAAGAGAGCCUGCAGUGGCAGAACACACCGGGCGUUUCUGCUGAGCUGAACUUCAGUCUCCGCCACUUUGAGCCUGGCAUGAGCUUUCCGUCCUUCACCCGGCACAAUGCAUCCCUCUGUUUUGCAGACUGGAAUAAAAAAGUGCGGGAGGCCGAUCCUAACACAGCGAAGGUCCUGGGCGAUGGCGAAUGGAGCAACUACUUCGGGUUCAGGUUCCCCUACAAGAUCACAUACAGCACGACAUCAAAGGAAUAUGAUGACUGCCAGGCCCUUGUCUAUUCUGAGCUGGUGGAGGACAACAACAAGAACGGCCCACUACUGGAGGAAAGAGCCCUGGCAAAUGCGCAUGUCAACACGGCCAAGCAGUUCGCCGAGUACUUGGACGACAAGGUCGGUGAAAAGUGGCAGGACACGCCUUUCCCCAGUGAACUGGCAGGAAUGACGACAGUAGGUGUCCAGGACAGACUUCUCGAUGCACAGAUCAACUUGCUUGGCCGUGCAGCCCUCGGGUCGAAGCAAGACAGAACACCAAGCAUGUGGGCUCACUUCACAUUCUCUGAGUGGGUGUAUGACGACUUGAAUGCCGACCAUGUGGCGCAGAGCAUCUGGCCAGAUUUUGGGGACAGAGCGCGUUUGCUAGAUCAAGUGCUUGACUCCUACAAGCUUUCACCAGCGAAACUCCAGAAGGUGUCCAACUUGCUGUCUUUGCUGAGAUGCGCAGCACAGAUGCGGUUUCCGAUCUACCAGGCGAACUUCCACCGGAGGACUGAAAUCAUGAAGCAUUGCUGGGAGGGAGAUCGCCAGCCUUUCCCACCGGACUUGCCGCUGAUGAGCCUCGAUGAUGUGGCAAGUAAGCGGACGAAGGAUGCGACCAGCGCCCUGCAAACUGGCGGCCUACCAACCCAGGAAGAGACGCGGGGCUUCUCGAGGGUCCUCUUGCAAGUGGUGCUGCCGAAGGACGUGGCCAAUGACCUGGCCUAUGUCAGCACAGACUGGUUGGACAAGACGGGCCCUCCGCCCGGUCACCAGCAUAAGGAUUGGAAAGGUGUCAGUUUCAUGGAUGCCUACAAAGUGUUGAAAAACACUGCGAAAGGUGACAAGGUCACUGCACGGGUGCUCGUGAAGCGGGACUGGAGUCUUGCACCCCCUGACACGACAGAGCCCGUGAAGAUCAUUGCCACGUCCAUGGUCUUUGCCGACCCGGAUUUUAUGGAGUUCGCCGCAAGCGUCCUCGAGGACAUCCGAAACUACGUGCUGCAGCAGCCAAUCAAUCCCAACAAAAAGAAAGCGGUAUGGCCAUCGUGGGUCCUCGAGCUCAAGGUCGUCGUGCCGGUGCUGUGUCUUGGGCUCUUGGCUUGUCUCGGAUACAUCGGAUACAGGCGCAGCAGUGCCCAGGCCCAGGCCAGAGACACUGCCACCAGGGAUGUGGAGCUACGACUUGCCUGA
Symbiodinium sp. CCMP2592 is the source of this 1686-nucleotide messenger RNA. NCBI's taxonomy places the organism in Eukaryota, Dinophyceae, Suessiales, Symbiodiniaceae. The record is from the annotation of a GenBank genome assembly.